UCCACGUGUAGCAGAGAAGGUAGCUCACCGACAGACCGUCAGAAUUGGACGUACCAUGAAACUUCAGUGUCCUGUGGAGGGCGAUCCGCCACCCCUCAUCAUGUGGACCAAAGACGGUCGAAACAUCCACAGCGGUUGGAUGCGCUUCAGAGUCCUUCAGCAAACCCUCCGCAUUAAAGAGGUGGAGGCAGAGGAUGCUGGGACUUUCAUUUGUAAAGCCACCAAUGGUUUUGGUAGCGUCAACAUUAACUACACCCUCAUCGUCAUCGCCCUUCGUCACUCUCAGCAAGAUCCUCGAGCAAUUGUGCAAAACCAGUUCAAACACAAUAAACACCUUUUAUACAGACCCAGAUUACACACCUUUCAUUAUCCAGCU
This is a messenger RNA of Sinocyclocheilus rhinocerous, 376 nucleotides long. RefSeq names its product fibroblast growth factor receptor-like 1. The record is from RefSeq and is a predicted model, not a curated record. Gene Ontology annotation, molecular function: fibroblast growth factor receptor activity; fibroblast growth factor binding. The annotation marks the transcript as partial. The transcript has 2 exons. Lineage: Eukaryota; Metazoa; Chordata; Actinopteri; Cypriniformes; Cyprinidae. Gene Ontology annotation, cellular component: plasma membrane.